This is a messenger RNA of Danio rerio (zebrafish), 1820 nucleotides long. Gene Ontology annotation, cellular component: membrane; plasma membrane. Gene Ontology annotation, biological process: G protein-coupled receptor signaling pathway; signal transduction. Lineage: Eukaryota; Metazoa; Chordata; Actinopteri; Cypriniformes; Danionidae. The record is from RefSeq and is marked predicted. Gene Ontology annotation, molecular function: G protein-coupled receptor activity.
GUUUAAAAUAAGAUGGAAGGCUCAGACGUAGCCUGAAGAGUUUUGAAUGCAAAUCAUACUAGUUUGCUGCACCCAAGCGGAGGCCGGACUGUCUUACAGAACUGCAAAGCCAUUGAUUUUAUCAAGACUGAUAACAAAGAAAUAGUAUUUGUUGGUGUCUUGGGAAGAACCUGCAGGACGGAAUGUCAGAAGACUGUGUUUGUGAGGCGUUUCUCACAAUAUACAUCAUCACGUUCUUAAUUGGUUUUCCUGGUACUGUGCUUGCAUUGUGCUCAUGCAUUCGCAAAAUUGCCAGCAAACCAAUCCCCAUUGACUUAUUCAUGUUGAAUCUCGCCAUUUCUGACCUCAUCUUCCUCUCCUUCCUGCCCUUCAAAAUGAAAGAGGCUGCAGAUCAGAUGAUCUGGAACAUGCCUCAAAUCCUCUGCCAACUCAGUCUCUUCAUGUUCUUUCUUCCUUUCUAUUCUAGCGUCCUAUUCCUGACAGCGAUUAGCAUUGAGCGCUAUGUGUGUGUAGCAUUUCCAACCAAGUAUAAAAAUCCAAAAAGAAUAAUUUAUACAAUAAUCACAUGUGUUGCCAUUUGGGUGACUGUUGUGGGAUAUUCAAUACUUCCGUACAAGGUGACAUUUACAGAUUCUCAUGUAGCGGACAACACUACUAAGGUGUCAUUUACAGAUUCUCUUGUAGCGGACAACACUACUAAUCAGCGCACUCUGGUGGCGGAACCUCAGAGAUGUUACAGUAAAUUUACAAAAGAGCAGCUCAAGGAAUUGCUCCCAAUUCGGCUGAGUAUAGCAGUGUUGUUUUUCUUUCUUCCCCUGCUUAUUUGCUGCUUCUUUUAUGUCAGUUUCAUUCGUAUUCUGACAAAUUUGCAUCUAAUCAAACGGCAACGUAAACUCAGAGCUAUUGGACUGGUUGUGGGGACGCUUCUUGUUUUCACCACUUGUUUCGCACCCUACAAUGUUUCCCAUUUAGUGGGCUUUAUCAAAAAAGAAAGUCCUGCUUGGCGAAUGAAAACUUUAAUGCUGAGCACUUUAAACGUAUGUUAUGACCAGAUUAUAUUUUUCUGUAUCUCUAGGGAAAUGAGAAAGGCGAUCAAGGUUUGUGCAAAGAGCGUUUUUCAGUUUUGUGUCUAUUUGAAGCAGUGUGUUGUUACUGCUGUAAACUUGAAAAAUGGCUUGACCAAAAUGACUUCUAAUUAAGUUUAUUAAUCGUUUAUUCUAAUGUUUUGUUUCUUCCUAUAUACUAAUUUAAUUAAAAUUCAACCUACUGUACAUUAGUGACCUGAGAACAGGAUAAAACAAUAUAGGAAGGGGGACUAUACACCAAUUAUGUUAUGUAAAAAGCAAGUUCCAGGAAGGCAAGUUGUAAACAAUUUAUUAAAGAUAUAAAACAACUCACUACAUAAUAUUAAAAUGCUGAAAGUUGUAGUCGUCUCUUUGAUUUGUUUGAUUAAAUCAAAGAAAUUUUUACCCCCUGCAUAGUUUAUAUAUUAUCCAUUCUCAUUUGUUCUGAGUUGUUUUUAUUCUUGUAUAUAUUGUACAAAAGCUGAACUGUGUAGAAACUGACUGUAAUAUACUGUUUUUAGAAAUAUUUAUUUCAGCUAAUAUCAGCUAAAUUCACCUUAUGUUUAAGAAAUCAAUACAUUUGAUUGUAGUUUUACUGUGUCAUUAUGUAAAUAAGUUAUUUUUUACAGGGUUAUAUCAUGAUUCAAAUUAAUAAUUUUUGUGUGGUUGUUAUUGUCAGGAGCGAUGCUGGUGACAAAAUCUAUGCCAGGUCAAUUGUAAAAAACAUAUAUAAUAAAUUAUGACACUUUUAUGACA